Molecule: messenger RNA, 639 nt
Organism: Didymodactylos carnosus
Lineage: Eukaryota; Metazoa; Rotifera; Eurotatoria; Philodinida; Philodinidae
Source: the annotation of a GenBank genome assembly
AUGGGAAAGUAUCGUGGGGGUUUUGCAUGGCAAAGCGAUCCAGAUCAUCAAUUCAAUUAUCAUCCCGUAUUUAUGACAGUCGGAAUGAUCUUUUUUUAUGGUGAUGCUAUUCUUGCCUAUCGUGUAUUUCGUGGUGUGAAAAAAAUUCAAGUGAAACUUUUACAUGCAUCAUUACUGGCAUUAUCUCUGAUAUUCGCUAGUAUAGGCUUGAAAGCUGUUUUCGAUUCACAUAAUUUAGUUGAGAAAGGUGUUCAUCUUAUUUUAUUUUCAUAUCAUUUCAGUCUCCAUUCAUGGGUUGGUUUAGCAGCUGUUGUGUUAUUCGGAAUGCAAUGGGUGUGUGGUUUUGUAUCAUUUUUGUUUCCCAAGUUAAGUGAAGAUUUACGAAAAGCAUACAUGCCGUCACACAAGUUCUACGGAAAGGCAAUAUUUAUCUGCGGAAUCUCAGCUGCUCUAAUGGGAAUAACUGAAUUAGCUUGUUUUGGCAAAAUUUAUCCUGCUGAUAAAACGCAACGAACGAUUAUUAAUUUGUUUGGUGUAUUAAUUAUAAUAUUUGGAAUUAUAAUUAUUUAUCUAGUCGCAAACCCAGGUUAUCAACGGCCACCUGACGAUCAAAAUGAACAUGUGCAGUUGACCAAUUAA